Messenger RNA from Thamnophis sirtalis, 732 nucleotides. The record is from RefSeq and is a predicted model, not a curated record. Lineage: Eukaryota; Metazoa; Chordata; Lepidosauria; Squamata; Natricidae.
AUGGACAAUGAAAUGUUUCCAAAGAAGAAACCCAGAGCACCAGUACCACAGUUGACUGCACCUAAGAUCCCAGAGGGCGAAAAAGUAGACUUUGAUGAUAUUCAGAAGAAGAGGCAGAACAAAGACUUGGUUGAGCUUCAAGCCUUAAUUGAUAAUCACUUUGAAAACCGGAAAAAAGAAGAAGAAGAUAUAAUGGCUCUUAAAGAGAGAAUUGAAAAACGUAGAGCUGAGAGGGCUGAGCAGCAAAGAAUCCGAGCUGAGAAAGAAAAGGAGCGUCAGGCCAGACUUGCUGAGGAAAAGGCAAAGAGAGAGGAAGACGAUGCCAAGAGGAGGGCUGAAGAUGAUUUGAAGAAGAAGAAAGCCCUCUCCUCUAUGGGUGCCACAUACAGCAGCUAUUUGGCGAAGGCUGAUCAAAAGAGAGGAAAGAAACAAACUGCAAGGGAACUGAAGAAGAAAAUUUUGGCAGAGAGACGCAAACCUCUGAAUAUUGAUCACCUUAGUGAAGACAAACUGAGGGAGAAAGCCAAAGAAUUGUGGGACUCGCUGUAUGCGCUGGAGACGGAAAAAUAUGAAUAUUUAGAGAAGAUCAAGAGGCAAAGAUAUGAUAUUGUAUCACUACGUUGCAGGGUGGAGGCACUGUCCAAGUUGGAACAAGUAGAGGAGGAAUAUGAAGAAGAAGGUAACAGAAACUUACCCUGGAAUGAACCUUUUCUUUCUCUGAUGAUCCACUGA